AUGUCGGCGAAAGCCAUCUCAGAGCAGACAGGAAAAGAGUUCUUGUAUAAGUAUAUCUGCACUUCAGCGGCCGUGCAGAACCGCUUCCGCUAUGCCACUGUAACCACUGAAACUGACUGGGAUCACCUCACCCAGGAGCACCCAUGGCUGCUGACAGAGCGGCUGGUGGUGAAGCCAGAUCAGCUAAUCAAGCGGCGCUGGAAGCUCGGGCUGGUGGGCAUCAACCUGGACCUGCAGGGUGUCCAGGAGUGGCUCAAAGCCUGGCUCAUGAGAGAGACCACUGUGGGAAAGGCAAAGGGUGUGCUGAAGAACUUCCUCAUUGAGCCAUUUGUUCCACACACACAGGAGGAGGAGUUUUAUGUGUGUAUCUAUGCCACACGUGAGGGCGACCAUGUGCUUUUCCACCAUGAGGGAGGAGUGGAGGUUGGUGACGUGGAUGCCAAGGCCCAGAGGCUCAUGGUUGCAGUGGAUGACAAGCUGAGUGAGGACCAAGUCAGAGAGCAGCUUCUCACGCACGUUCCUGAUGAUAAGAAAGAAGUCCUCGCCAAUUUUGUUGUGGGCCUCUUCAACUUAUAUGAGGACCUCUACUUCACCUAUCUUGAGAUCAACCCCCUCGUCGUCACCCAAGAUGGAGUGUACAUCCUUGACAUGGCUGCAAAGAUUGAUGCCACAGCAGAUUACAUCUGCAAGGCUAAAUGGGGUGAUGUGGAGUUUCCACCACCUUUCGGCAGAGAGGCUUAUCCAGAGGAGGCCUACAUAGCAGAUCUGGAUGCUAAGAGUGGUGCCAGUCUGAAGCUGACCCUGCUGAACCCUCGUGGCAGAAUCUGGACCAUGGUGGCCGGGGGAGGAGCAUCGGUUGUCUACAGUGACACCAUCUGUGACCUGGGUGGGGUGGAUGAGCUGGCAAACUAUGGUGAAUACUCUGGUGCACCCAGUGAACAGCAGACCUACGACUACGCAAAAACCAUCCUCUCUCUCAUGACACGUGAAAAACAUCCUCAAGGGAAAGUGCUGAUCAUCGGAGGAAGUAUUGCCAACUUUACUAACGUAGCAGCCACAUUCAAGGGCAUUGUCAGGGCCAUCAAAGACUACCAAGGUCCUCUUAAAGAGCAUGAGGUCACUAUCUUUGUUCGACGUGGUGGACCCAACUACCAAGAGGGGCUGAGGGUGAUGGGGGAAGUGGGGAAGACCACAGGGAUUCCUAUCCAUGUGUUUGGUACUGAAACCCAUAUGACAGCCAUCGUGGGAAUGGCCCUGGGCCACCGGCCAAUCCCUAACCAGCCCCCAAUGGACGCACACACUGCAAACUUCCUCCUCAAUGCCAGCAACAGUGCAAUGACUCCAGCUACAACAAGGACAGCUUCGUUCUCUGAACCCAGGACGUCCAAUGAUGCCACCCCAGCGAAAAAGUCUAAAGCAGGUCUUCCAGCAGCCAAAGCCACUACACUCUUCAGAAAACACACUAAGGCCAUUGUAUGGGGCAUGCAGACACGUGCUGUGCAAGGCAUGCUGGACUUUGACUACGUAUGCUCCCGGGACGAGCCUUCUGUGGCAGCCAUGGUCUAUCCCUUCACUGGGGAUCACAAGCAGAAGUUCUACUGGGGCCACAAAGAAAUCCUGCUUCCAGUCUAUAAGAGCAUGGCUGAUGCAAUGAAGAAGCAUCCGGAGGUGGACGUCUUGAUCAGCUUUGCGUCACUGCGCUCAGCCUUCGACAGCACAGUGGAGGCCAUGCAGUAUCCACAGAUUCACACUAUUGCCAUUAUAGCUGAGGGCAUCCCUGAAGCACAGACAAGGAAGAUGAUCAAGAUGGCUGAUGAGAAAGGUGUCACAAUCAUUGGCCCCGCCACGGUUGGUGGCAUCAAGCCAGGCUGUUUUAAGAUUGGCAACACAGGUGGCAUGCUGGACAACAUCCUGGCUUCCAAACUUUACCGUCCUGGCAGCGUGGCGUAUGUGUCACGCUCUGGGGGCAUGUCCAACGAGCUGAACAACAUCAUCUCCCGCACAACAGACGGCGUCUAUGAAGGUGUGGCCAUCGGAGGAGACAGAUAUCCAGGCUCCACCUUCAUGGACCACGUCCUUCGCUACCAAGACACUCCAGGGAUCCAGAUGAUAGUGGUGCUAGGAGAGAUUGGAGGCACAGAGGAGUACAAGAUCUGUCAAGGCAUCAGAGAGGGUAGGAUAACCAAGCCUGUGGUUUGCUGGUGUAUUGGAACCUGCGCCACCAUGUUUGCUUCAGAGGUUCAGUUUGGACAUGCAGGAGCCUGUGCCAACCAGGCCUCAGAAACAGCGGUAGCCAAGAACCAGGCUCUGAGGGAUGCUGGAGCUUAUGUUCCCAAGAGCUUUGAUGAGCUAGGGGAUGUCAUUAGGACGGUUUACGAUGAACUGGUGGCCAAUGGUACCAUCAUUCCUGCCCAGGAGGUUCCUCCACCAACAGUACCUAUGGAUUACUCUUGGGCCAGGGAGCUAGGCCUGAUCCGUAAGCCAGCCUCAUUCAUGACGAGCAUCUGUGAUGAGCGAGGACAGGAGCUCAUCUACGCUGGCAUGCCAAUCACUGAAGUCUUUAAAGAAGAGAUGGGUUUAGGAGGAGUGCUGGGCUUGCUCUGGUUCCAACGCAGGUUGCCACGCUACGCCUGCCAGUUCAUUGAAAUGUGCCUGAUGGUGACUGCAGACCACGGGCCAGCUGUCUCUGGUGCACACAACACCAUUGUCUGUGCUCGUGCUGGCAAAGACCUUAUCUCAAGCCUCACCUCUGGCCUACUCACCAUUGGGGACCGUUUUGGAGGUGCUCUGGAUGCUGCUGCGAAGCAGUUCAGCAAGGCAUUUGACAGUGGUAUGCUGCCCAUGGAGUUUGUCAACAAGAUGAAGAAGGACGGGAAGCUGAUCAUGGGCAUCGGCCACAGGGUCAAAUCGAUCAACAACCCAGACAUGCGGGUGCAGAUUCUGAAGGACUUUGUUAAGCAGCAUUUCCCUUCCACCCAGCUACUUGAUUACGCCCUAGAUGUAGAGAAAAUCACCACCUCAAAGAAACCCAACUUGAUCCUCAACGUAGACGGUUUUAUUGGUGUUGCCUUUGUGGACCUGCUCAGGACGUGUGGCGGCUUCACACGAGAUGAAGCUGACGAGUUUGUGGAGAUCGGUGCACUAAAUGGGAUCUUUGUCCUUGGCCGGAGUAUGGGCUUCAUUGGCCAUUACCUGGACCAGAAGAGGCUGAAACAGGGUCUGUACCGCCACCCCUGGGACGACAUCUCUUAUGUGCUUCCUGAACAUAUGUCCAUGUAAUCCCAACAACACAGAAUGGGGUGUACUUCCUGAUGUGACUGCCCAUCUCACUUAAUGUACAUUAUGUACUCUCCGGUUAUGACAACAGCUGCCUUCGGAAAAAUGGGCAGGGUGACUCUGGAUAGUAGAACUACUGUCUGUCUGAGGGAUCUGGGUAGAAGUUUUCGAUCUAGUUUUUACGGAGAAAAAGGGGAAGUAUAUUUUUAGAUUUAGUUUUUGACAAAUUAUUUAAAAAGUCUGAUAUGUAACUUAUUCAGUUUUGAACAAAGAGCCAAACCAAUGCAAACUACAGCAAUUGCAGGAGCACAACAUCUAUUGGUACUUAAAAUCACUAAGAGAUCUGUUUUGCAUAGUUGGUACUAGGGCAGGAUUCAAAGCACAUUUCAAGCCUGACUCUGUAUUACAGAGUCUGAUUAAACCACAGUAACAGCUGCUGAUGUGAAAUUUCUUCAAGCUCAGCAAUACAGUAACAUUUCUUUUUUUAUAUCACCUGUAAAAAUUAACCAUGAUUUAUUUUAAUCAGCAUUUUCCUGCUUCAGGCCACAAAGUGCGCUUAAAGCAUGCUUUCUGAGUCUUGCACCUUAGUUUAAACACUAGCAAAUCUAGGACUAAUAAGUUUUUAAAUUCCUUCUCCAAGUUUCACUCCCACUGAGAAAGAUCUUUGUCAUCACAAAAUAAACCAAAGUUAUUUUUAGGUAUGUAUUGUCUUUGUUAAAAGCGAAAAAAACAGGAUCCAGUGGUAGAUAUUACAGAGCUUAUCUAGAUCUUACGUUUUGAGAAGUAGGCACAGUAAUGGGAUAAAAGGAAUCAAACAAAAACACAAUAAUCUAAGUGUCACUCCACCAUUGCCUUUCCUACAACAACCCUGUUCACAACCUCGGUUGUAGACAAAUGGUUGAUACUCCUCAGCUACUGUAAAUUAGGUGCCGUUUUAAGGAUGUUCAAGUCUUUUACACCAAAUACAAAUUGAACUACUUGUGUUGCUACUCUGAAUAACUGUAAGAAAACAGGGAAAUGUAGAAGCAUCAAAAGGGAACACACGAAAAGCUUCAUGAAUGAGCCCUGUGAAUCUUGAAAGUAUCUUUUGGCGAGGGACCAUGAGAGCAGUUUGCUUUAUUUUGGGAAAUAAUUGCACCUAAAAGAUGUGUCAACUCUAAAAGAAUUGUUAAAAUUAAGACUGGACACUAACUUAGAACGCUUUGUAACUGCCCACUGUACGGCCUGCUGUGUUUGAUCUUUGUUUUGCUGUUUUUAUUUAACUGUGAAAAAAUGCUUUGUUUUUGUAAUAUGCUGUCAUAUAGUGGUAUAAUAAUAAAGAACUUAUUGUUUUACUUUUCA
Molecule: messenger RNA, 4617 nt
Organism: Seriola dumerili (greater amberjack)
Lineage: Eukaryota; Metazoa; Chordata; Actinopteri; Carangiformes; Carangidae
Gene: aclyb
Product: ATP-citrate synthase-like
Exons: 27
Coding region: 1-3279 (1092 amino acids)
Biological process (GO): fatty acid biosynthetic process; tricarboxylic acid cycle; citrate metabolic process
Cellular component (GO): cytosol
Molecular function (GO): ATP citrate synthase activity
Source: RefSeq, a predicted model, not a curated record